UGUACCUCCUGAAAAAUAUAACAUUAUUCUACUUUGGUUGUUACAAGUUAAAAGAAGUAAAAAUGUUUCGCCUACCUAUAACGAUUGUUGUUCUUGCUUUAAUUUCGUUCAGUUAUUCACAAGUCACUUCAUCAGGCCAAUGUGGUGACAGAACUAGUGUAAGACAUAUGAAAAAUUUCAAUUUGGAGCGGUUUUCAGGUAAUAAUGCGUCAUGGUACCUGGUGUAUUCACUCAGCGCCGCCAAUUGCGAAAUCAUAAAUUACGCUGUAACAAGUAACGUUACUCUACAUAUGAUUAGCCAACUAAAAAAUUUAAGACUUGGUACUAAUGGUGCAUGGUUGGAAAGGUACGGUGAAGUUACUUGGCAACCGGGUAGUAACAGACGAGGUGUUCUAAGUCUGGUUUUAGGCAAUGUUGCCGCUCCUUUCAUAUUUAGAGUACUUGGAACUGAUUACGUUAACUACAACAUUCAGUACAGAUGCAUCAAUGUAGAUAGCUCAACCAAAAGGGAAUUUCUGUAUGUGAUGAGCCGGAGGAAUGCCCUAUCAACCUCAAUGGAUGGUUUAGUUCAACGAAUUAUUCGAGCUAACGGUCUUGGUGGAUUAUCACAGGGAGAUUUUUUGAAUCAAAGUUUUCGUUUACAGAUUACCAUUGCAAUGUGAAUUAUAAUGUAUGUAUAUGUAUGUAAAUAUAUAUCACAUAAUCUUA
Agrilus planipennis (emerald ash borer) is the source of this 708-nucleotide messenger RNA. RefSeq lists its product as uncharacterized. The coding region runs from base 63 to 662 and encodes 199 amino acids. The transcript is spliced from 3 exons. NCBI's taxonomy places the organism in Eukaryota, Metazoa, Arthropoda, Insecta, Coleoptera, Buprestidae. Gene Ontology annotation, biological process: symbiont-mediated perturbation of host defenses. The record is from RefSeq and is a predicted model, not a curated record.